This is a messenger RNA of Melampsora larici-populina 98AG31, 1758 nucleotides long. RefSeq lists its product as uncharacterized. Lineage: Eukaryota; Fungi; Basidiomycota; Pucciniomycetes; Pucciniales; Melampsoraceae. The coding region runs from base 1 to 1758 and encodes 585 amino acids. The transcript is spliced from 2 exons. The record is from RefSeq and is a predicted model, not a curated record.
AUGUCAAACAACCCUCGUCAUACACGUAAUAAUCCUGUUUCAGAGUUAGUAUCGGUUCCUAAUCCGGAAGGCAUUCUGCGACUGACUCGUUCGAAUCCUACCUUGAGAUCCACCGAGGUACACCCACCAGUUUCAGUGGCAAACGUUACGGCCACCUCGUUAUUCCAUCGUGAAAUCAAUUCCUUUCUUAAUCCGCCUGAUCGUUCGGGGAUUGGAGUCCUAUAUCCCUCUCCAUCUGUAUGGUCACCAAUAGCCAGUCAACUAGUGGCUUCGAACACACCAUCUCUCGUCGAUUCUGUCGAACUCGAUCAAUUGUCUAGUUUAGCGUCUCCAACAUUACCUCAACUGCGGUUACCUCAUCCCCCUCGGCGUAGUAUUCCUGGAGCGUUUGAUCCGUGUCAGUCGUUUGCUAUGACUGACGUACCGGCCGGCAACAGGUCCAUCGAAAAUGAAGGUGACCAUCCUGUACAACCGACCGGUCAGCCUGGAGUGACGGGCACAGAGGUUACUCAAGAGCAAGUCUCGAUUGCUGAGGUGCAGGCCAAAAUGCGAGCUGAGAUGAACAGUCUCCGAGCUCUUAUUCAACAAAUGAUGUCAGCUCAAAUUUCUACACCGGCUCCGGCGACUCAACCAAAGUUACAGGAGCAAAGUGGUAUUACGGACUUGCAAGCUACUCCUGUUCCGCAUGCUCUUGGUACCCGGCAUGUAUCCUCAUCUGCAGAUCCUGUGUUCAAUCAACAAGUUUACUCUUCGACACCUUUGCACCAAAACCCGUUUCAUCGACCACUAGUACCCCCGGCAAGUCAAACACCGUCAGUGGAUCAAGUACCGGUUAGCGCUAUUGAUCCGCUUCGUUUUCGUAUCACCGACUUUCCAGAAUAUAAAGGAAAGUAUGGCGAUGUAGCAGCCUAUCGUAUAUGGCGUCAUAAGGUGGAACGGCUUUUUUUAGUCAAAGGCUUGGUGCUCGAUUCCGAUAAAUUCAGCGUGUUGCCGUUAUUGUUGAGUACCAACCCAGCGGCGUCUUGGUGUCGCAGAUCGGGUGAUUUUACUGGUCAUACUUGGUUAUCCGCUAUGAAAGAAAUGGAAUCUGUCAUUUUGCCAGCGGACUGGUUGGAUAAGGUCAAACAGCAAAUCCGCGAAUUGGCGAUGCGACCAAAUGAGCACAUAAGUGCGUUUUGUGCAAGGGCUAGGGUGUUACAGGAGGCGGCAGGUUUAGAAGAGUGUUCUGAGGAGGCUUUGGCAUGGGCUAUAGUUGGAGGUUCUACUUCGUUAUUCAGGUCUAUACAACAGCGUGAUCAAAUAAUCAAAUCGAGUAUCAACCCGGUCUCUCAGAAGUUUUCCUUUGCAGCUUUCGAACAGAAGGCAUGCUUGGCGUGGGACUUUGCGUUAGAACUUGAACCACGUAUUCAAAGUCGUAUCCCACGGUCUUCUAACAACCUUUCGGCUACUCCAACAGUUUUGACGUCCCAAAAUCAAAGAGGAUCAGCACCCUUUCGAGCAGCUCUAUCUCCUGAGGAGCAAGCCGCGCGUAAUGCUAGGUUUAUGGCGUACAUGAGAUCGAUUGGUCUAUGUCCACGGUGCAAGACGUCAUGUUUGAAAUGGUUAGGAGGUUGUACGGCGGACACGAACUCGGCUUAUUACCCGGUUCCACCAGAUUUCGCCCGUUCCCCCCCUUAUCCACCACCCAAGUCUUCCAAUACGGUAUCUAAAACCUGCAGCGCGACGGGUAGAUGUAGCGGCCGUGGAGGAAACGCCUAG